Messenger RNA from Procambarus clarkii (red swamp crayfish), 1523 nucleotides. Its product is annotated as Non-SMC element 1. Gene Ontology annotation, biological process: double-strand break repair via homologous recombination. Gene Ontology annotation, molecular function: ubiquitin-protein transferase activity. NCBI's taxonomy places the organism in Eukaryota, Metazoa, Arthropoda, Malacostraca, Decapoda, Cambaridae. Gene Ontology annotation, cellular component: Smc5-Smc6 complex; nucleus. The record is from RefSeq and is a predicted model, not a curated record.
CGCACAUGUACGCGUACGAAACGAUUCUUGUGACCGAAAUCAACUGUUGGGUUAAACAGAGGCUACAGUUAAGGAUCUGUGCUCAGUAAAGCCUUCCCGGCCAGGAUACGAACCCAGGACAAAGCGCUUGGGAAACACGAGGCGAGUGUCUCAUCACUACGCCACGGGAUAGUUAUCUAUGUACGGAACCGUGGGUGACGAUUAUGUACGAAUGUUGCAGAGGUGCACCAUUGGUGUGUGAGGAGCAGGAGUGUGAGGAGCGGCAAGUUCAGGUGUCAAGUGUGACCACAACCUCACGAGACGGAGAAGGAGUCGUCUACAGACACACGGCCAGCAUCUCACACAGACGCUCUGAGACACAGUAACGUGACGAGUGAUGUGAGAGGCGGCCGCCUGCACUUGACUCUCCUGGAAAACCACACACUCAAGGUACAAUGUAUUCAGAUGCACAUCGUUUGUUUCUUCAAAUAAUAACUGCACGUCGGGUAUUAAUGGGAGCAGAAGUCAAAAGCACCUUUGAGAAAUGCUGUCAAAAGUUUCAUGUUCCACCAGAUAAUCUACACGAGUUUGUUAUGGAAAUAAAUCGCCGUCUUGAAGUGAUGCAUUUAGCAAUAAGAAAAUCCAUCCAAGAAGAUUUGGCAGAGGACAUUCAGUGUUUUGUUCUUGUCAAUACACUGAAUGGAGAAACUACAAGAAUGGGCUCAACAUUUAAUUCCCAAGAGCUUGCCCUUUUCAAGCGUAUCAUAGAAGAGCUUGUCAACUCUGAUGAUGGCGAACUUCCAGAAACAGAGGCUAUGAACUUGGCAACUAAUUUGGAAACUCGAAUGAAAAUUGGAGACAGCGAGGAAGCUAUUCAGCGCUUCAUACAUGAUAAAUGGCUUCUCCAGCAUACCAGAAGGGAAAAGGUUGUCUCACUGAGUGCCCUUACUAUAUCAGAAUUGCAGCCAUAUCUAGAAGAAUUGUAUCCGGAAUUAGUCCAAAAGUGCUUCUUAUGUAAGAUUCUCACAUUAAAGGGAUACAGAUGUACCAAGUGCAGUACCAGAGUACAUCGAAGGUGUGGUGACAGAUAUUUUACUCGUAAAAACGUGCAACCUGUUCUCUGUCCCGAUCCAGAGUGUGAUGAACCAUGGCCACACAUGGAAAAGUGUCUUAAACAAAAACGUUUAAGAUCAUCCGAGUGAGAAUAGUACCCAGUAAGUUAAAAUUGUGUUCCACUGACGUAAACUAAUUUGCAAUAUGUUGAUGUAACUCCUCCUGUACUUGUAUGUGUAUCUUGAUGGGUGGAUAACUAAAUUUCUCAAAUUACAUCAUUUGACUUUGAGAAGCUAUAAUCAGUUUAAAAUAAAGUACUUGGUGGACUGGAAGGGAGUUGGUGUAAUUAUAAGUACUGUAGUCUAAAUUUUGUAGUGUAGUGAUUAAGGUAAUUUUGUGCUUAUUGAUUACUAUUGUUGAUUUUAAGGAUGAAUAUUGUUAAAUUUCUUUAAAAUUGUAUCAUGAAUCAUAAAUAAAGUAUGUUAAAAUAA